Bombyx mori (domestic silkworm) is the source of this 2711-nucleotide messenger RNA. It is a transcript of the gene fs(2)ltoPP43, whose product is annotated as probable RNA polymerase II nuclear localization protein SLC7A6OS. The transcript is spliced from 4 exons. Gene Ontology annotation, biological process: developmental process. NCBI's taxonomy places the organism in Eukaryota, Metazoa, Arthropoda, Insecta, Lepidoptera, Bombycidae. Bases 1309 to 2223 code for a protein of 304 amino acids. The record is from RefSeq and is a predicted model, not a curated record.
AAACGGUGCCUAGUAGACGUGCGCUAAUCAUGUUCGGAACUGGAUUGAACAUGACAUCGUUCUUUUGAGUGUCGGAACUAGUUCCAGUAAACAUGUUCGCGGAACUGUUUAGUUUCACGAACAUGUUAAGUCUAGUAGCUGUUUGUAGUUUGUAGCUGUUUAGUUCCGCGGACAUAUUAAGUCUAGUAGCUGUUUGAAGCUGUUUAGUUCCGCGGACAUGUUAAGUCUAGUAGCUGUUUGUAGUGUAGCGAAUCACGUAUUAAGUUAUUAUUAAUUACACAAUAUUUUUCAAAAAAGGUAUUAAAAAUACAAUUUUUUAAAAGCACUAUAUAAAAAUAGAUUGCCGCUUAUGGCAAUUAUUAUUGUAAUUAUUAUUUUGUAAGGUUUUUAGUUUUAGGUUCAUUGUUACAGCUGGUUGCAUAAUUUAUUAAUGUACUGUAAUUACUUUGUCAUAAUUUCAACUACUCUACUACUUUCAUUAUUUUUCAAUGUAGGUAUUGUACGAUGCACCGAAAACUAUAACCUAUCAGUUGUUAAUUAAAAUACCACGUUAUUCUGAUAUACAACGUAAAUUGAGCUCGUUGUAGCCUUACAAACUUUUUCCCAUAACCGAGAUACCGAAUAGCGAAAGUGGUGAAUGUUUUAAAAUUCUCGAAUUUUGAAUUAUGAUUUUCUAAGAAAUGGUCUACAAACACUUAAGGUUAAGUGCUCGUAGGAAUGAUGCAUGGUCAAGGUCAAAAUCCAUAGCAAAACAUUUUAAUUUAUUCAACUAUCGACUGUAACACGUAGGUCGUAGAGCAUAACUUCAAUAUUAAUAAAAAUGUAAUAUGAAAGAGCUCCACACGCAGUUUCAUGCACUCGCUCCAUCUCACUCUCUCGUAUUCGUGCCAUAUGUCGCCUUAUCUCUUUACGUGGACUCGUGUCGGUUCGAGACUCGUUCGGGUGGACUCGCCGCGCCACGCCUCCGCGCCGCGCGGUACCUAUGCUCUAAUCAUGUCCGCAUGUCCGUCAUGUUCAACGCGUUCGUAGUUCCUGCAUAACAGUACACUUGGAAUGGAAAUGGAACUGUCUGAACAUGUUAAUUUUGACAACUCGGAUUGAAUGAUAUAGUUCCAUAUGAGGACAUAGUUCCAGGAACUAUUUAGGUCCGGAACUACGCAUGUCUAGUGCCUAGUGGAAGUUUCCGAUAAAUUUAAAGUUAAAGUUAAAUUUAAACCUAGGCGAAGAAGUUGUAAAUGAACACAAUCUUUGUUAUCACAUAUCUUUAUUGUGUUUUUAUGUUGUAUCUUAGAGGUGUUUAUUAAAAAUAUGUCUUCACAAACUGUUAUUAGAGUGAAGCGUAGAUUAGAAGAUAACCCUCACGAUGCUCUGGUUGUUACAUGUAAACGGCCGAAGACCGACCCUGAAUCAUGCCAAUCCUUGUUUGUAUUUCGAGCCACUAUCACCAAUCAGGAAACAGCUGAUAUCAAAGAUUUGGUGUCUCCAGCCGAUUUCAAACUGCAACCGAGACAUAAUGUCAAGGAUAUUGUUGAAAAGCUACGAAAAGACCAGAAGGCUUCUUCAAGCAAAAGUCGUUAUGAAAUAGUCAACUGUAACCGAAGCAUAGAAAAAGAUACGGAUAAUUUCAAUCUUGUAGACUUAAAAAAGACUGAUGAUGUUGAUGAUGGAAUUGAAUAUGCCUAUGACUUAUAUACAAUACCAAAACAAGACUUUGAUUUGUCUGUGAUUGACAGCUUUGCCAGCAUAGAAACAGACCUAAUACCUGGUACACAUGAUGAUGGUUGCGACACAACAUCUGGUGACGAAGUUGAUGACGAUGAUGAUUCUAAUGACGAAAACAACUGGAGAAACGAUUAUCCUGAUUCUGAAAAAAGUAGCAUUGAUGAAGAUGACAUAGUUCGGGCUAUGGAGCGUGUUGAUUUAGAAGACAACCUAUCAAGCGAUGAUGGUGAAGACAAAAUUUAUGACACUAAUGAUUAUGAAGAAAAUGUAAGAUUAUAUGGUACAGGAUAUGCCAAAUAUAAAGCUAAGAUUCUUGCUGAAAAUCCCGACCUUUCCAAUCGGAGCCUUAUCCACUCCGUCAAAAUGAAAGACAUUGAUGAAGAAUCAGUCGAAGGAUAUAAGGAUGAUAGCGAUGACGGUUUUUACUAUGGCCAGGAAGAUGACUCGCCGCAUCACAGAAAACAAUAUAAAGAUUCGUCUGAUGAAUAUAGCCCAGAUUGAUCUAAAAAAAAAUUGUUUAGUUUUAAUUGUAAUUCAAACAUAUGUUAAGAUACUGAAGUUAUACUUUUUUGAUGGUAAAUAGUAAUUAAGUCACAAAGCUAAGUACUGAUUGGUUGUAUGGAUGGAUGUGAUUAAGAUCUGUAGACAUGAGGAGAGCUCGAUUGGGCGAGAAGGAUACUCAUUUACAUAAAUGCAAUGGUACAUAUUUUUUUUCGAGAAAGCCUCAAUACUAUAUGUUGUGAAGAACCAUUGAGUUACAAGUAUCGAAGAUAUCCUUAGGGAGACUAGAAACUAGUCUUUAACAGUACCAGAAGGGUGUAACUCUUGUGUGUAGAUGUUUAUAGACACACUAAACUUGUGAUGUUUUUGAUACUCUUAAGCGUAUAGUGUAAUAACUUCAAUGUAAGAACUUGACUAUUUCAUAUCAUUAUACUGUAUAGAAACAUAUAAUUAAUCAUUUUUGAAUAAAGAUUAAAUCAUUUUUACAA